Molecule: messenger RNA, 1713 nt
Organism: Spea bombifrons (plains spadefoot toad)
Lineage: Eukaryota; Metazoa; Chordata; Amphibia; Anura; Pelobatidae
Gene: KYAT3
Product: kynurenine aminotransferase 3
Exons: 14
Coding region: 115-1476 (453 amino acids)
Biological process (GO): biosynthetic process
Cellular component (GO): mitochondrion; cytoplasm
Molecular function (GO): pyridoxal phosphate binding; L-kynurenine:2-oxoglutarate transaminase activity
Source: RefSeq, a predicted model, not a curated record
CCAUGUCAAAACUCCACCCCUUCCUCUAGUGCUGCUUGUAUGUGUGAGUGCAGUGAAGCAGAAGGGUACAUCCACGUUUAUUUGCUAUAGGAAAGGUGCUCAGUAAAUAACAGCAUGCUGAUUGCUUUUCGUGGCGUCCGUCCUCUUGGAAAUCGCUUACAACUGCUGAAGGCUGUUAAUUCUUCUCAAUACACCAGGUUUUCCACCUCACCAGCAAUGUCUUCAAGACACAAGAAUGCCAAGAGAAUCCAGGGGAUUGAUAGUAAUGUGUGGGUUGAAUUUACAUCACUGGCUGCAGAUCCUACAGUUGUAAACCUUGGCCAAGGCUUCCCUGAUAUAUCUCCCCCUUCAUAUGUGAAAGAAGGCCUAGCUAAAGCAGCAGCCGUUGAUAGGCUUAAUCAAUACACCCGUGGCUUUGGGCACCCUCUGUUGGUGGAUGCUCUGUCUCAAGUCUAUGGCAGAGUGAAUGGAAGAAAGAUUAACCCAAAUACAGAAAUCCUGGUCACAGUUGGAGCUUAUGGAUCCCUUUUUAGUGCAAUUCAGGGACUGAUUGAAGAAGGUGAUGAAGUGAUAAUAAUAGAGCCAUUUUAUGACUGUUAUGACCCCAUGGUGAGAAUGGCAGGAGCCACCCCUGUAUGCAUUCCUUUGCGAUAUAAGUCGAGUGGCAAAAGCAUAAUCUCUAGUGCUGAUUGGAGUUUAGACCCCGAAGAGCUGGCUAGUAAAUUCAGUAACCGGACCAAGGCAAUUAUACUGAAUACACCAAACAAUCCCAUGGGCAAGGUCUAUACUAAAGAAGAAUUGCAGAUGAUUGCUGAUCUCUGUAUAAAGCAUGACACACUAUGUAUUAGUGAUGAAGUUUACGAAUGGCUGAUAUACCCUGGAAACAAGCACAUAAAAAUAGCUACAUUGCCUGGUAUGUGGGAAAGAACAGUGACCGUAGGAAGUGCAGGAAAGACAUUUAGUGUGACUGGAUGGAAGCUUGGUUGGUCCAUCGGGCCUGCACAUCUCAUAAAACACUUACAGACUGUACAGCAAAACUCAAUCUACACCUGUCCCACGCCGUUGCAAGAGGCACUCGCUCAUGCUCUUUUCAAAGACUUUAAGAGGAUGGAUGAGCCCGACUGUUAUUUUACCUCACUAGCUGUGGAACUAGAAGCCAAGCGUGACAGAAUGGCAAGGUUACUUCAGGAAGUAGGACUGAAACCAGUCAUUCCGGAAGGAGGAUAUUUCAUGGUAGCUGAUAUUUCAGUUCUAGAUGUUGAUCUUUCUGAUAUGAAGACAGAUGAACCUUAUGAUUACAAAUUUGUGAAAUGGAUGAUAAAAACCAAGAAACUAGCAGCUAUCCCAAUUACAGCAUUCUGUGCACCAGCAACUACAAAGCAGUUUGAAAAAUACAUACGGUUUUGUUUCAUAAAGCAAGAAAGCACACUGGAUGCAGCAGAAGUGAUUCUGAAAAACUGGAAUAAACAAAAGUAAAAGAAAAUACAGCAAGGGAUGUGGCAUCAACUAUAAAAAUGUCAACUAAAUUAAUUUAUGGAAUAAUUACUUUUAGGAAAGAAACUGAACUGUGCGGUUUAAUAGUUUUACUGUUUUUAAGGAGAUGUUUUAUCAAGGCUGUCAAAAGAGGAUGCAUAAUACAUGGCUGUCAAAAGAGGAUGCAUAAUACAUGGCUGUCCCAGGAGUUCCACAAUAAAACAAAAGCAUUUUUAAAAA